AUGUCUGGCACCACCAUUGAUGAUAUUGUCAAGCGACUCAGCACUCCCGAGACAGAUGCAAGAGUCAAGGUAGAAGCGGCGACUACCUUACGCGACAGUAUCGACCACUACAUUAACGGUCCCAUCUACGCACCAUUCCUGAAGAAGCUCGUCCCUAUCUUCAUCAAUACCCUCAGAGGACCAUGCAUCUUCCAGAGCAGCUCCCCGGAGCAGAAACUCCGGAACUGCAUCCUCGAGAUCCUCCACCGACUGCCGACGACGCCGACACCCCCCGAGGCCUUCGAACCUUACGCCGAAGAAGUCGUUGACCUGUUGAUGCAAUUGGUCCGGACGGACAAUGAGGAAAAUGCGACAUUGUGUGUUAAGAUCAUAUCUGAUGUCAUGCGCCAUCAGCACAAGGUCUUGCAGGGCAAGGUCCAGGCGUUCCUCAACCUGAUCCAGGAGCUCUUUGAGCAGAUGGAGAAGGUCGUCCGCGAGCAGUUGGACAACACCUCUCUCGCCACGGCAUCAAGCUCUGGAGCCCCGUCAACUCCAGGAAGCUCUCAAACGAAUUUCCAAUCUCCUCGACCGGGCUCGCCCGUAGCGUCUGUCACAGAUCUUGGUCCGGAUCCCCAACAACAGAACCGGAUGCUGCUGAAGGGCAUGCAAUCUUUCAAGGUCCUGUCAGAAUGCCCAAUCAUAGUGGUUUCUGUCUUCCAAGUAUAUCGCACGACCGUCGCUACGAACGUCAAGGCCUUCGUUCCGCUCAUCAAGGGGUUCUUGUGCCUUCAGGCAAGCGCUCAGAAGCAGGCUCAUGCCGACGCCAAGGCCAGGGGUCAGAUCUUCACAGGAGUCAGUCCUCUCAUUAAGAACAGAGCCGCCUUUGGAGAGUUCAUCACCGCCCAAGUUAAGACUAUGAGUUUUUUGGCCUACCUCUUGCGCCAGUACUCGCAGCAGCUUACCGACUUCCUCCCGACCCUCCCCGAGAUUGUGGUACGGCUUCUCCAGGAUUGCCCUCGUGAGAAAUCAGGUGCGCGCAAGGAGUUGCUUGUUGCUAUCAGGCAUAUCAUCAACUUCAACUUUAGGAAAAUCUUCCUCCCUAAGAUUGAUGAACUCCUCGACGAGAAGACUCUCAUUGGCGAUGGCCUGACAGUGUACGAGACGAUGCGGCCACUGGCCUACAGCAUGCUUGCGGACCUGAUCCAUCAUGUCCGCGACAGCCUCACACCGGAACAAAUUCGUAAAACGGUCGAGGUAUACACCAAAAACCUGCAAGACAACUUCCCGGGAACAAGCUUUCAGACUAUGAGCGCUAAGCUUCUACUCAACAUGGCGGAGUGCAUCGCUAAGAUGCCCAACAAGGUCGACGCACGGCAUUACCUCAUCAUGAUCCUGAACGCCAUCGGUGAUAAGUUCGUGGCUAUGAAUCGACAAUACCCCAAUGCAGUGAAGCUCUCGAAACUCUACGCCCAGCAAGCCGCCGACGGAACCCAGGACAGCUACCUUGCAGAAAAGGACCACCCUCCGGAUUGGGAUGAGACAGAUAUCUUCACUGCCAUGCCUAUCAAGACUUCAAACCCCAGGGAUCGAGGGGCAGAUCCUGUUGUUGACAACAAGUUCCUCUUCAAGAACCUGAUGAAUGGUUUGAAGAACACCUUCUACCAGUUGAGGACCUGCAACGUCAACACCAACGUUGACCUGACAAACGCUCCAGCACACUGGCAAGACGUCGCCUACGGUUUCACUGCCGAAGAAGUCAAUGUCAUUGUGAAGCUGUUCAGGGAGGGAGCAUAUGUCUUCCGCUACUACGAAAUUGAGAAGCCUGCCACCGAGUCUCAGUACAUGUCACCGGUCGAGUACAUGGCCAACUUUUACAUGGUUUCUAGUAGCAAGGAAGAAAAGGAACUUCUUGAGACCUUUGCAACCGUCUUCCACUGCAUAGACCCCGCCACGUUCCACGAGGUCUUCCAGCAAGAGAUUCCUCAUCUGUACGACAUGAUCUUUGAACACACCGGUCUGCUCCACAUCCCCCAGUUCUUCCUCGCCAGCGAAGCUACUUCACCUAGCUUUUGCGGUAUGCUGCUGCGCUUCCUGAUGGAACGGAUCGACCAAGUCGGUUCAGCGGACGUGAAGAAGUCGUCGAUUCUUUUGAGGCUGUUCAAGCUGGCUUUCAUGGCCGUCACGUUGUUUGCCAACCAGAACGAGCAAGUCCUUCUUCCUCACGUUGUGGAUAUUGUCACCAAGUCCAUCGAGCUUUCGACCAAAGCGGAGGAGCCAAUGAACUACUUCCUCCUGUUGAGGUCACUGUUCAGAAGCAUAGGUGGUGGGAAGUUCGAGCACCUCUACAAGCAGAUCCUGCCGCUUCUCGAGAUGCUCCUGGACGUCCUCAACAAUCUGCUCAUGGCAGCAAGAAAGCCUGCCGAACGGGAUCUCUACGUUGAACUGUGUUUGACCGUGCCUGCGAGGCUGAGUAACCUGUUGCCACAUCUCAGCUUCUUGAUGCGACCACUUGUCGUUGCGCUGCGAGCUGGAACCGAUCUCGUUGGUCAAGGGCUGCGGACACUAGAGCUCUGUGUCGAUAACCUCACUGCAGACUAUCUCGACCCGAUCAUGGCGCCAGUCAUUGAUGAAUUGAUGACAGCCCUGUUUGACCAUCUUAAGCCGCAUCCCUACAGCCAUUUCCACGCUCACACGACUAUGCGCAUCUUGGGCAAACUAGGAGGCCGCAAUCGCAAGUUCAUGACCGAUGCACAACCCCUCUCGUACAAGAAUUUCGCCGACGACCCUACCAGCUUUGACAUCCGCCUCGUUGGUUCCAAGAAGGACAGAGCGUUCCCUGCUGAAACUGGUGUGGAUUUUGCGAUUAGGAAGUUGAUGGAACAGCCAAAAGGCAAGGGCAGCCAGUCUCGCCAAUAUGACGCCUACUACAAGAAGCAGUCAUUUCAUUUCAUCAAGUCCCAGCUCAAGAUGCGAAUCGGCUUCGAGAAUCUGCCCGACGAUCUGCCAAGACUGGUGCGUCUCCAGGCACAGGACUUGCUUCACAAGAAGAUUGACUUCGACUUCGCCGCCUUCGAGACAUCUGACCGGGACAGAUCGAUCCCCAAGAAGGACGAGCAGGAUGAUUUGCUCCGGCGUUUGCUCAAGGCCAUCAUGUUUGCCGAGUCCUUGCCAGAGUUCAAGGAAGAGGCCAACGCUUUCCUCAUGAACAUCUGCAGACACUUCACCAUCAUUGAGGUUGGACGCACUCUUAUUGAGAUGAAGCGAAUCCUGAGUCCAUUCAAUCCGAAGGCCGGAGAGGGCCCGCUCUUCAUUGACACUCGGGUGUUCUCUGACGCCAUUGUGGAAUCUUUGGCUUCAGACCAUCCCGAUGUGCGGGAGGCUGCGCAGCGCGCGAUUCGUGAGGUUUACGACUCCGCCGCCACAAUCUUCGGAUCCGAUCAAAACGUGGCACGGCUAGCAUUCUUCAGCCACCUGAGUUCUACCUUCUGCCAUGGCUGCUACGAAGAGGAGUGGUUCACCAAGACGGGCGGUUCUCUCGGCAUCAACUUCCUUUUGACUGAGCUGGACCUUGGCGACCAAUGGAUCUUGAGCAAACAAACUGAGUUCAUCAGAGCGCUCAUGUACGUCAUCAAGGAUAUGCCCCAGGAUCUUCCGGAGAAGACGAGGAGAUCUGCGCAAGCCACAUUGGAGACGCUGCUUCACAGGAUCACGAAGAACAUCAAGAAGGAAGAUGCCCUGCCCCCGCAACCCUCGGCUCAAGGUCAAGCGCCCCAAAGAUCUCGUCUCGCCCAGAUCUGCAUGCAAUUCAAUACCGAGUUGUCGCACAUGAAUCGCCACGUUCGUGAGACCGCCAAGCGAUCCCUGGAGCUGAUCGCCAAGGCAGCCGGCUGUGCCGUAUGGGAGGUGAUUGAGCCUUACAAGGAGCGUUUCCUCCAACCCAUCUACUCCAAGCCUCUCCGCGCCUUGCCGUUCCCCAUCCAGAUCGGCUACAUCGACGCCAUGACAUACCACAUGACCUUGAGAAAGGAAUGGGUAACGUUUGACGACAACUUGAACAGACUACUCAUGGAGUCACUGGCUCUGGCUGACGCCAGCGACGAGUCUUUGGCCAACAAGCCUGGGGAGUUCAGAACACAUGAGUACAUUGUGAACCUUCGGGUCGCUUGCAUCAAUAUUCUCAGCACGGCGACCAGUUUCGAGGAAUUUGCUCCGCUUAAACAAGGCAGCCACCCGACUCGUUCAAAGGUUGUGUCGGUCUUUUUCAAGUGUCUCUAUUCGGACUCCAAGGCUACGAUCGAUGCAGCAAACAGCGCCCUCAAGAACACACUGGAAGCGCAUCAAAAGUUGCCCAAGGACCUGCUUCAGGGAGGUCUUCGACCGGUGCUGGCCAGUCUGCAAGAUGCCAAGAAGCUGACUACACACGGGCUCGACAACCUCGGUCGUCUCUUGAAGCUCCUUACUACGUACUUCAAGGUGGAGAUUGGCGCCCGUCUACUCGACCACGUUAAGGUCCUCGCCGCCCCAGAGGUGCUUCAACCACUCGCUUUCACGUUCUUUGAGCAGAACCAGCAGAUGAAGAUCGUCGCAGCAGUCUUCAAUAUCUUCCACCUCCUGCCCCCACAAGCAGAAGGGUUCAAGCAGAGACUGAUCGAUCUGUCUCUAGAGCUUGAGGAGAAGCUUCGUCGCACCCACGAGAGCCCAUUCCGCGCGCCUCUUUACAAGUUCAUCAACCGCUAUCCUAAUGAGGUCUGGACUUAUCUUCUACCCAAACUUGAGGAUCUUAAGUAUGGACGAUUCCUCUCUCAGGUCAUCCGACAUCCAGAGAGUGCUCCUCUGCGAGAGACAGUGGCUGGCAACGUACAGGCCCUGAUCGACUUCUGCAACAGCACCAUCCAACAGAACAAGGACACAAAGUUUGUUGCCGUUGUAAACGCCAUCCAAGUCCUCUACUCAUUGACUCUGUCAACUGGGUCAGACGCUUGGUUGGAGAAGAAGGAGCACCUCAACUGGCUGAAGGGUGUUGGCAAGGAACUAGAGAAGCAAAUGCGAGCACACACUCUGUCGCCCAACCUCAGACUUCCUGCAUGCCAAGCAUCAGAGCAAUUGAUGUCCAUCUUCAUCAAGUCGCUGGAGCGCAACCCGCGAGAUCUCGAGCCUCUCUUCAGCCUGGUGGACUCUGUGACCACAGACGACUUCCGCACCUCGCAGCCUCUGAUAACCUACAUUUACAAAAACAUCAUCAGCAGCGACUCGGUGGAGUUCUGGAAGGCCACGGUGCUCAAGUGUCUGGAAUCCUAUCCCGCCAAGAAUGUUUCCCAGAAGAUGAAAUGCUUCCUCCUGCACAACAUUGUGAAUCCAAUCGUUGCCAUGGAUGUCCAGCGACACUGGAAUCAACCUCCCCAAACCAAGGGCCGGUUCAUGGACAAGGCCAUCAUCGAUGCGAUCACCGCUAAGAUCUGGAAAACGCAUCAGGACACAAGCCAGCAUGACUACGACGAUGUCGCACAGCCUGGCAUCGACCACACCAAGUUUGAGGUUCUCCAGCUGUCGGCUAUGCUGGUGAAGUACCACUCCCACAUCUUCCAGGAGGCGAGAAAGGAUAUUAUUAAGAGUUGCUGGACUUUCAUCCGCCUUGACGAUGUUAUCAACAAACAUGCUGCUUAUGUCGUCAUAGGGUACUUCAUUGCCUUGUAUGAGACACCAGUCAAGAUCGUCACUCAGGUGUACCUAUCCCUGUUGCGAACCAACCAAAACGAGGGUAGAGCCCUUGUCACGCAAGCUCUCGAGUUGAUUGCACCGGUCUUACCGAAACGCCUUGGAACUCAGCCCAAUGACCGCAACGCCGGCUGGGCGUUGGCGCCACGAAAGAUUCUCGCGGACGAAGGCCAGAACGUACAGCAAAUGACGAGCAUCUUCCACUUCCUUGUCAAGCACCCCGACCUUUUUUACGAGUCUAGGGAUAAGUACGCUAUGCUCAUCAUCCAGUCUCUGAGAAAGGUUGCUGCCCCUCCCAACCCAUCCAACGAGUCGAAGAAGCUCGCUCUCAACAUGAUGUGGUUGAUCUGGCUCUGGGAACAAAGACGCGUUGAGGGCAAAGGCGACGCCGUGACACGCUCAAUUUCCGAAUCACCACAGUCCAAGAAGCGGAAGCUGGACAGCGACCAGCCCAUGUCCUCGCCUCCAGCCGCUAGGCAGGCUCCUGAGAGGGCGGAAUACGUCAUUCCAGUGAUUGGUCGGCAGAGAAUGGUCAAGUACCUCGUUGAGUUCAUCGCCCAACUCAAUGAGCGUUACCAGCUUCCCUCCACGCGGACGCGAGACUCCGUUGCCACGAACGGCCCGGCUAUGCCGCCUGCUUCCACCGAACUGUGCAAGAAGGCCAUGUCUCUAUUCUACAACCUCCUUCAACCUCAGUACUGGGGAGAUUUGGAUGUUGAUCUCUUCCCUAAUGUCACCGAUGUCGUUUUGGCCAGCGAGAAGACGCAGAACAUUCUUUCAGCAGACCCUGCCGACAAGGAGAAGUUUGACGAGAAGUUUAUCACGAAUAUCAUUAACACUCUCCAAGUUGUUCGCAUCAUUCUCAACUUCAAGUCGGACGACUGGAUCGCGCGAAACAUGACCCACGUUCAGAAGGUUUUGGACAAGGCUCUCAAGAGCGAAAAUCCUGAGCUUCAGGAUUGCUUGCAUCUCGCAGACAAGAAAUACGACGACGACCGCGAUAUCAAGUCGACGAUCAAGCGAGUCCUCGAUGCGGUACCAGAGGAUGUUCCAAUGGAAGACGCUGAUGCCGAGGGCGAAUCCGAAUCUCAGAAUUCUGAGAUUAUACAGUCUCUUUCGACCAUCGCCGGCGAGGCAAUGGCUGCUGGCCACUAUGGAUCCGGAGUCAAUAUUCUGUGGUCUCUGGGCAACCGAAAGCCUACAGUCAUCGACCAACACAUCCCUGUUCUAAUGAAGGCUCUGCAGAGCAAGCUUGCGCGUGAGCAUGUUCAGCACUACACUGCCGUUGCCAAUCACCAGCCUGGCCAGCCCCCUCGAGCGCAAGAUCCCAACGCGCCCACUGGAGAGAUGUCAAGCUACGACCUUGAAGUUUCCACAAGCCUCAUGCUCAAGGCUAUUCAAGUCGUUGCUCUGCGGAUGGAAGUCCUGGGUGACAACAGACGCCCCUUCCUAAGUGUUUUGGCCACACUUGUCGAGAAGUCUAUGCACAUUCCCCUUUGCGAAGAAAUUCUUAACAUGGUAGAAGGCUGGGUUUUCCGCUCUGAAGGCACUUGGCCUACUCUCAAGGAAAAGACUGCGGUGCUGCAUAAAAUGCUCUCUUUCGAACAUCGACAAGACCCUACAAUGCUCACGAAAUUCUUAGAGCUGGUCAUUCGCAUUUACGAGGACCCGAAGAUUACGAGGACAGAGUUGACGGUGCGCAUGGAACAUGCCUUCCUUAUCGGCACCCGUGCUCAAGACGUUGAGAUGCGGAACCGGUUCAUGACGAUCUUCGACAAGAGUCUCUCCAAAACGGCCAGUGCCCGACUCGCCUAUGUGCUCACAUCUCAAAAUUGGGACACUUUGGGCGAAAGCUACUGGUUGGCUCAAGCAUCGCAUCUUCUCCUCGGUGCAGUGGAAUUGAACAACAGCAUCCAGCUUCAUCACGAAGACUUCAAGACGCUUUCCAUCACCCAGCUCUUCUCGAUUCAUGCCAAGGACACUAGAGAGCCUGCCAAUAUGUCGGAUGACAAGUUUGACGCACUGAUGGCCUCCCACCGACGCUUUAUGAUCGAGCUUGGGGAUGUCAAGGUUCGCGAUCUCAUUGAGCCCUUGACCCAGCUCCAACACGUCGACAACACGCUGGCCCAUCAGCUGUGGAUUUCUCUGUUCCCUAUCUACUGGUCUGCGACGAUGAAGGAAGAGCGCACAGAUCUCGAGCGUGGCAUGGUUGCCCUCCUCACCAAAGACUACCACAGCCGCCAGAUCGACAAGCGACCCAAUGUCGUUCAGUCUCUCCUUGAAGGUGCUGCGAAGGCAUGGCCCGACUGCAAGAUCCCACCGCACGUUCUGAAGUAUGAGGCGAAGACGUAUGAUGCCUGGUACACUGCCCUUGUUCAACUCGAGAACGCUGCGAUCAAGCCAGAAGUUGAGUCGGCGGUUGUCAGAGAAAGUAACCUGGAUGCCCUCGUGGAGUUGUAUGCUUCAUUGCAGGAAGACGAUCUGUUCUAUGGCACGUGGCGCAGACGUUGCCAGUUCGUCGAGACAAAUGCGGCCUUGUCUUAUGAACAAAAUGGAAUGUGGGAUAAGGCUCAGAAGAUGUAUGAAGCCGCUCAAAUCAAGGCGCGCACCGGUGUUAUCCCAUUUUCCCAGGGAGAGUACGUUCUCUGGGAAGACCACUGGGUGCUGUGUGCUCAGAAGCUGCAACAAUGGGAGAUCCUCCAGGACUUUGCCAAGCACGAAAACUUCCAGGACUUGCUUUUGGAAUGCGCCUGGAGGAACAACACGGAGAUGUGGCAGACCCAAGAACAUAGAGAGGCCUUGGACAACCUGAUCAAGGGUGUCAUGGACGCACCUACUCCUCGUCGGGCUUUCUUCCAGGCCUUCAUGUCGCUUUUGAAGUACUACAACAAGCAGGAGACACCCCAGGAAUUUGCCAAGUCUUGCGAUGAGGCCAUUCAGCUCUCUAUUCGGAAGUGGCACCAGCUUCCGAAGCAACUCACGAAGGCUCACAUCCCGCUUCUCCAGAACUUCCAGCAGCUGGUCGAGUUGCACGAUGCCAGCGUUAUCUGUAACAGCCUUGCUAGCACCAACCAGUCCAAUCUCGACGUCAAAUCAGGAGAACUCAAGCUCCUGCUCGGUGCUUGGCGUGAUCGUUUGCCUAACGUUUGGGACGACAUUACUGCUUGGCAAGAUCUCGUCACCUGGCGUCAACACAUAUUUGGCCUCAUCAACCAGACCUAUCUGCAGUUGCUGCCUCAAGGGGGUGGUCAGAAUGCUAGUGGUGCGUCUUUCGCGUACCGUGGUUACCAUGAGACGGCUUGGAUCAUCAAUCGGUUCGCGCAUGUUGCUCGCAAGCAUAGUCUGCCUGAAGAAGCUUUCCUAAAGCUGAGAGAGCAAGCCAAGUGUCACUACGAGAACCCUGAAGAACUCACGAGCGGGUUGGAUGUGAUCAACAACACAAACCUCAACUACUUCAACCCGCCGCAAAAGGCCGAGUUUUAUACGCUGAAGGGCAUGUUCCUGGAGAAGCUCAAGCAAAAGGAGGAAGCUGAUUCCGCCUAUGGGACGGCGUUGUACUUCGACAUUACCGCUGCCAAGGCUUGGGCCGAAUGGGGUUACUUCAACGAACGCAAGUACAAGGAGGAUCCAUCAGACAUCAAUUCUGCACGACAAGCUCUCACGUCGUACCUGCAAGCUGCCGGAAGCUACAAGAACGCAAAGUCGCGGAAGCUCAUUGCCCGCAUCCUGUGGCUUCUCAGUCUUGACGACGCCAAUGGAUCGAUCGCCGCCGGCUUUGACGACUUCAAGGGCGAAACCCCUGUCUGGUAUUGGAUCACCUUCAUUCCUCAGCUCCUUACCGGUCUCGGCCACAAGGAAGCUCCAAGGGUGCACCAGAUCCUCGUCAAGAUUGCCAGGUCCUAUCCCCAGGCGCUUUACUUCCAGCUUCGCACCAACAGGGAAGACAUGCUGGUUAUCAAGAAGAACCAAGAGGCUAAGGAGAAGGCCCGCCAGCGCGCUCAGUCAGCACAAACCAACGGCAAACCCAGCGCAUCACCACAACAACUCAAACAAGACGGUGUUGCCAAGCCUGACGCCUCCGGCUCAAGACCUGGCACUGCCAGCGGUGGUGAUGCGAAUGCCGCCGUCAAGACUGAGGGCAAUGACGCCAACGGCACUGCGGCCACAGGCGACCAGGCAUCGGCGGCUGGUCAGAAGAAGCCACCUUGGGAACUUACGGAGGAGAUCAUGAGUGCUUUGAAGACAGCCUUCCCCCUCCUUGCACUGUCAAUGGAGACGAUGGUCGAUCAGAUUCAGAAGCACUUCAAGUGCCCUCCCGACGAAGACGCCUACCGACUCAUCGUCGCCCUUCUCAACGAUGCUCUGGCAUACGUCAGUCGCAUGCCUUCUUCCUUUGCCAAGGACGUCAAGCUUCCUUCCGCGACCGAGACCAACAUCACCCGCUUCGCUGAAACGAUUCUGCCUGCUCACAUCAAGAAAUCAUUUGAAGCAGAUUUUGUGGAUUUCAAGCCGACAAUGUACGAGUAUAUUCACAAACUUCGCCGGUGGCGUAACAAGUUUGAAGAGAAGCUCGACCGCAGAACUACCCGCGUCUCCUUGGAGCAAUUUUCGCCACAUCUGUCAGAGUUCCGUUACCAGAGGUUUGACGAUGUUGAGAUACCUGGACAGUACUUGCAACACAAGGACAAGAACCAGGACUUCAUUCGCAUCGAGCGCUUCUUGCCCAAUGUUGAAUUGGUGAGAUCAAUCAGCGCAUCGUACCGCCGCAUCCAGAUGCGCGGACACGAUGGAAGUGUCCACUCUUGGGCUGUCCAGCAUCCCGCCGCAAGGCAUUGCCGCCGCGAGGAGCGCAUCUUGCAGCUGUUCCGACAAUUGAACCAGACCCUAGGCAGGAGAAAGGAGUCCCGUCGCCGCGAUCUCCAGUUCACUCUUCCCUUGAUGGUGCCUCUGGCGCCUCAUAUCCGCAUCGUCCAGGAGGACACUUCAUACAUCACUCUUCAGAGCGUCUACGAAGAUCACUGCCGGCGUCACGGCAUGUCCAAGGACGACCCCGUGCUCUUCACCAUGGAGAAGCUUCGCGGCGUUCUUGACACGAAGAACUCGAAGCAUGCUGAGCAAAGCGCGACUGCACGUCUUGAAGUGUUCCACGCCAUCCAGGAGAAGUGGGUUCCUCACAACCUAGCCCUGGAAUACUUCCAGAGAGCCUUCCCCGAUUUCACCGAAUUCUGGCUGUUCAGGAGACAAUUCUCAUACCAGCUUGCCGCCCUCACCUUUAUGACAUACAUCCUCUACAUGCAUAACCGAUACCCGCAAAAGAUCAACAUCGCCCGUGGAUCCGGUAAUAUCUGGGGCUCAGAGCUGAUGGCCUACAUGAGCGCCGCCAAGCCUUUCUUCCACAACCCGGAGCCAGUGCCAUUCCGUCUGACGCCCAACCUCCAGACGCUCAUGGGACCUUUGGCGACAGAGGGCAUCUUCAGCUGCGCUCUGAUGGCUAUCGCGCGCUGCCUCACGGAGCCCGAGUACGAGUUGGAGCACGCCCUCACGUUGUUUGUGCGCGAUGAGAUGAUUUUCUGGUUCACGAGCUCCCACCGAACUGUCCAGAUGACGGAGAACCAGCUCCGCGAGUCUGUUCAGGUCAACAGCGACUCAGUGGUGAAGCGUGCCGUUAGCCUGGCGCAGAGCCCGGUUGGCAACCUACCAGCCAACCAAACGGUGAUUGAUCUAGUAGCUAAGGCCGUCAAUCCCAUGAACUUGGCCCAGUGCGAUGCGCUCUGGAUGCCGUACUUAUAA
Colletotrichum siamense is the source of this 11484-nucleotide messenger RNA. RefSeq names its product Transcription-associated protein 1 (gene TRA1-1). The coding region runs from base 1 to 11484 and encodes 3827 amino acids. NCBI's taxonomy places the organism in Eukaryota, Fungi, Ascomycota, Sordariomycetes, Glomerellales, Glomerellaceae. Gene Ontology annotation, biological process: regulation of DNA-templated transcription; DNA repair. The transcript has 4 exons. The record is from RefSeq and is a predicted model, not a curated record. Gene Ontology annotation, cellular component: NuA4 histone acetyltransferase complex; SAGA complex; nucleus. Gene Ontology annotation, molecular function: protein binding; transcription coregulator activity.